CUAUCGUACAUUUCUGAACAUACACGCCGUUAAUCCCGCGUCGGAUAGUCGUUUUGGAAAAUUAGUAGGUUUAUCUUCAAGUUAUGUUGAUCCAUUACAUUGCGAUAUUGUACUUCAUUAAAAUAUUAUGCCUUAAACAAGCCGCCGCCCUUGAGAGACAAAGAAGAUACCUUAUAUUCACGCCAAGCACACAAUGGGGUGUAUUCGCUACGGUGUCUGUCCCACUUCCAGAACCAGACACAUUAGUCAGUGUGGCGUGGUUCUUUGAAGCCAAUUACUACAACGUGGCAAACGCUUCAUAUUUUGACCCAUUGCUUGGUGACAUUGAACUUUCAAGUCUUCGUACUCAACGCAGUAUAUCAAAUCUAUUAACCAGGCGCUGUUUAUAUACAUUUGUGGAAAACAUGCUUGAGAGACACGGUUAUCCGGGGCGGGAAUGCUUACUCAGAGCGAUUUGCGAAAGCUCCUCUCAGUUUCUACAUAACGGCGUUUUGGGAGAUUUACUUCAUCUGCUACUCACACCUUCAACAUCAAUUUCUGAAGAAGAUGUAGAAGAUAUUUACUAUGAGGCAGAGUACUGGGGUUUGGAAGGAAAAUGCGACCACUACAACUAUCACUGUCCUUCGAAUCCUGUAGAUAAUAUCUCUGUUGACUUAAAAUAAAUAAUGUAAUGAUAAAAAAAAAUUCAAACAAUGAAUGGACAAUUGAUGAAAUUAACAAUAUUAUUAUGAUUGACAGUGGCCCUAGGGGUGUAAAAAGUCUUAUUGUGUCAAAUAUUAUUAGCCCUAAUGGCUUUGACAGUGCUGCCAACUGAAGAGAGCAAGAUUUUCACAGAAAAUAUAAUUUUUCUUAUAAUAAUAAUAAGGAAAUCCGUAAUAAAAUAAAUGAUUCAGAAAAUAAUUAAUGGUGAAGUCGGAAAUUGUUGAACAACAUUAAUGACAUUCGUAUAAUAAUUACUUCAUGUUACGAAUGAAUAUUAAUAAACUUGCUCGGUUUUCCUUUUAUAUUGCGGUCGCGAAUUCUAUUUUCUGCUCCAAACGUUUAAAUGAAUACUAACCACAAAACCAAAACAAACCGAACGAACCUCACGCCGUUCCGUAAAAAAAAAAAAACAAUUAUCUCUUCGGUCAAAAGUCUAAGUAAAAACGAAAAAUACCACAUCACCAACG
Danaus plexippus (monarch butterfly) is the source of this 1169-nucleotide messenger RNA. RefSeq lists its product as uncharacterized. Lineage: Eukaryota; Metazoa; Arthropoda; Insecta; Lepidoptera; Nymphalidae. The transcript is spliced from 6 exons. The record is from RefSeq and is a predicted model, not a curated record. The coding region runs from base 84 to 662 and encodes 192 amino acids.